Molecule: messenger RNA, 1943 nt
Organism: Nylanderia fulva
Lineage: Eukaryota; Metazoa; Arthropoda; Insecta; Hymenoptera; Formicidae
Product: serine protease inhibitor 88Ea-like
Molecular function (GO): serine-type endopeptidase inhibitor activity
Source: RefSeq, a predicted model, not a curated record
AUGGAGCACGAACUUAAGAAAACUUUCUUUUAUUCUGUUAUAUCGGAUGCGAUUUUCAAGUUUGCCCUGACAAGUCUGCAUAAAUAUGCGACGAUCAAGCCAAAAGAAGAUUUUGUUUUUAGUCCAUACAGCAUAUAUCAGGAACUUUUCUCGGUUUACCUUAUUUCCAGUGGUGAUAUUGAACAGCGUUUAAAGAACAUUCUUUAUUUGCCUAAUGUCCCAAAGUAUGAGAUGAUAAAAAACAUUAAAUUUAAUAAAUACGCCGCAAGACAUCAUAAAUACCCUACAAACCGGCCCGCAGAAUAUGAGGAUACUGCCUCUUGUGUGCCACAUUACGCGAUUCAGAAUAAAUGUACUUUUAUAAACACAAUACUUCGUGAUGACAUUGAAAUAAUAAAAAAAUUGUACAAUCUUGGAUUCUUAUCUAAAAAGAGCAAUGAUAUUCAGGAUAUAAAUAGGAAGAUCACUAAAGUUCUAGAAAUUUUGACAAAGGAUAACAUUCUUAAACCGUUGAAAUUAAAAGUAAAAACAGAAGAUUUGGAUAUUAUAUUGAUGAAUGUACAUAAUUUCCACGGUCGAAAUCAAUUAAUCCUUAAACCGAUAAGAAGUUGGAGUGUCGACCAAUUAAUAUCGAUUAUACCGAUGUCAAGCUUUCUGAAAUUUAAAACAUUUUCCAGUGAUGAAUUACAGGUAGACGUAAAAGAGUUAAUCAUCAAGAAAGAUUUCACGUCGCUGUAUAUGUUGACACCUUUUUCAUCAAUUACAUUAAACGAAAAGGUUGAAACUGAUACGAGCAGCACUAGCCUUUCCAGUUUGAUUGAAAGAUUGUCAACCAUCGAAGGAAUGCAUGUACUUCGGAAAUUGCUGUCUUGUAAAAACGAAGAAAAAGAUAAAUUACCAUUUGUUUCUACUCAGCUGAUCUUUGAAAUUGAAAAAAAUUUAGAUAUGCAAGUUCUGUUGCGAGAACUUGGCGUCGAACAGUUAUUGACGCCCGACGCGAUCCCUUUGGACAACACCUUCGCGGAAGACAAUCAAUUCGUGCACUUCGGCAAUGCCGUGCACCGUGCUCGUGUCAAGGUCACGGAGGAUAACGUCACUGCGACUGCGGUAACCUUGAUCAGUGGACAAGAACCCAGUUCGAACGAUAUUAUAAGCAACAUGUAUCUGAAUUAUCCGUUCGUCUGGCUAAUUUACGACAAAAUGAAUGCAGAUAUUCUUUAUAUCGGCGUAUUUAAUAAAGUUGACAAGAAUACCGGCACUUUAUUGAAUGAAAUCAAUUUCUCAGAAUGGUUUCACAAACAAUUGUAUGAGACAUAUCCUUCGAGUAGCUCGCGACGUUCAACCUAAUCGUCGGGAAGUUUAAAAGUCUUCAUUACUAUGAUUACUAAAAGGGGCGCCAGUUAGAAGUUUUUAGAUAUUGGCUUAAUUAUUGAGAAUUUGUUUGAAAAGACUUUACGGCAAAUCAUUUCGAAACUUUUAGGCAUUUGUUAUUAAAUUUUUACGAGUGGAAAAUUUUUUUGGCCAAAAAUAUGGACUUUGAUACCGCCUUUGAGGAAUUUUAUCCCCGGUGGCUGUUGGAAAUCGACGAGCAAUCUUGUAUCUCCAAAUUUUGUUUGAAAUUAAGAAUUAAAAAUUUUAUUAUUAUUUCUUAUAUUACAUUGUCGAUGAAGCUUUAAUAUUAGUAAAGAAAUUUAUAUAAAUAAUUUUUUUUUAUAAAUAUGUAAACAAAAUUUCCAAUCUGUAUUGUUUUGUUUUAAGCUGCAUCAUAUUGUCAAUUUCUUAAUUGUUUCUUAUUUUAUUAGUUCGUCGGCAAAAUAAUAUUAUAAAUAAUAAAAGAAAUUUUGGUUUUUCAAUUUUAAACGGAGUUUAGAGAUAUGAGAAUGCUCGCAAAUUUGCAACUUCAAUGGUUAGGCUGCAAGAUAAUUUAUAUAAGGCGCUCUUUA